This is a messenger RNA of Syngnathoides biaculeatus (alligator pipefish), 13925 nucleotides long. Its product is annotated as protein piccolo-like. Gene Ontology annotation, biological process: presynaptic active zone assembly; protein localization to synapse. Lineage: Eukaryota; Metazoa; Chordata; Actinopteri; Syngnathiformes; Syngnathidae. Gene Ontology annotation, molecular function: metal ion binding; protein binding; structural constituent of presynaptic active zone. Gene Ontology annotation, cellular component: glutamatergic synapse; membrane; axon. The record is from RefSeq and is a predicted model, not a curated record.
AAGCCUCACCGGGUGACGUCAUCAGCGGAAGCCUAUUUAAGAUGCUCGGUGUUUUGUUUUGUUUUUUUGUCUUCUGCAGCCAGUUGGGCGUCGGCAUUCUGUCGCCUUCAGCCCGUUCACACGACGAACGUGCAAAGUUCUUCUUGAGCGCCGUAAAUUGCGUAUUUGCAACUGCCGAUGGUGCCGCCUCAACGCCGACUGAAAUGUUUGCACUCUUCAAAGGUGAAUUCCUCCGUGGGGGGGUCUCCAAUGUCCGGACAUUAUGAGCCGAUAUGCUGCCGGCCCCGUGACAUCGCAAGAAGAAGAAGAAAAAAUAAUGAAAAAUAAAUAAGGGCAUCACAAUCUGGAAGUGAUGCUCCUCAUUAGGAGCCCUGCAGCAACGCGAUGACGCACCCGCAGUGGUGACAACAGAGCAUCUUGGGGGGGAUCAGCCGGUCAGAUGGCAGCUCGUCAUCCUCAGAGAGUCGAUGUGGGAGAGGAGGACAUGAUGAACUGGGACAGAAACUGGCGGGCGACGACGAGGGCGGAAUUAGCCGCUAAUCGGGAUGAGCGAGGCUGAGCCGGAACGCGGCGGGCAUCGCGCUCGCACUCUCCCGGGAGUCGCUAUCUGCGCACCGACCGCCACACGUACGCCAGCCUGGACGGAGUUCCAGACCAUCGGAAUCUGGUGUCCAGCAGCGAUCCCAGCAGUCAGGGGGCUCCAGAGGCCCCGCGGGCCUCAGUAAGAGUCGUACGGUCGACGCCUUCAACCAGAGUCCGCCCGGCAGGCCCGCCGCAGGACGCAGUCCCUCGUCCCUCAAUCUUUUCGAAUCCCGAUUCCGGCAGGAGCCUAAAGAGACAGACAGCAAGUCGUCCGGGAUGUUUGGCUCCAGCUUCCUAAGCGGGGCCAACCCUCUCAGUGCCAUGUCAUCCAUGACCUCUUCUGUGUCCUCCUCCAUAUCGUCCAUGGGGGACUCUGUCAACAUCCCCAAGUUUGGGCUGUUUGGCGACGAGGAUGACGCCGCUAUGACUGAUUCCAAUCAGGGAGGAAAGCCACCUGGGAAGGGCCCUCAACAAGGACCAGGUCCAAAGACACCACAACAAGGGGGCCCCCAAAAGCAGGGACAAGGCCCUACUGGGCAGGGGCACAAACCCGGGCAAGGACAAGCAAGGCCAGGACUUAAAUCAGCUCCAGGACCUCAUGAACAAAUUCCUAGGCAAGGACAGGGGCAGCCAGGACAAGGACAAGGACCUAGACCAGGUCAAGGACCACCGGGGCAGCACGGACCUAAACAACAUCAAGGCCCACCAGGGCAACAGGGACCCAGACAAAGUCAAGGACCACCGGGGCAGCAUGGACCUAGACAAGGUCAAGGCCCGAUUGGACAGCAGUCACCAAGGCAAGGACAAGUUACAUCCGGUCAAGGUGCUAAACCGCAGCCAAAAGAACCUGGCAAGCCUGGACCAAAACAGCAAGGACAUCCAGGGCCCGGGGCUCAUACCGGGGAUGCUGCCAAGACUCAGCAGGGGACCGCGAAGCCCACAGUGGGGCUCUGUCCGCUGUGUAAGACCACCCCGUUGAAUACUGGAUCUGAGGGCCCGCCAAAUUACCGUCAAUGCACUGAGUGUAAGAACCAGGUCUGCAGCCUCUGUGGAUUCAGUCCCCCAGACUCAGCAGGUAAAGAAUGGCUGUGUCUGAAUUGCCAGAUGCAGCGAGCGAUGGGGGGCACGGACCCCCCGGGCAUGGCAAAUCCCAAACAAGGUUCGGCCCCACCCUCGCCACAGAGACAGGCUUCCGGAAAGCCUGCCAAACUGCUCAUCAAGCAGCAAAGCACCACAGACCAAGGCUUGACGCCCCCGACCACGCCGAGGCAGAAAUCUCCGGGAGCUACCUCUCCAGGUCCGCUUUCCCCAGGCUCCUCUGUGGGAGGCUCUCCCAAGAUAGAUCCCAAGACCGGUCGCCCUAUUCAGCAGAAGGCCAGCCCCCAGCAGUCGCCGGCUAAAGCCAAGCAGGAGUCCAGCUUCUUCGGUGGUUUGGGAGGUAUCAGUUUUGGUGGCUUGACUGAUUCAGCCAAGCCGGCCGCUGCGUCCUCGCAAGCUGCUGAGUCAGUCACCGGGAAACUGUUUGGCGGUUUCGGUGGAUUGAUGGACUCGUCCAAGCCUCAAGCACAUGCGGCUCCGAAGCAGGAGGAGUCUGGCGGGAAGCUGUUCGGAGGGUUUGGAGGAUUAUCAGAGGCCGCAAAACCCCCUGCCGCCGCCUCGCAGAUGUUCAGCUUCGGCUCGUCCCUUUUGAACUCGGCCACCAGUAUCGUCACUGGUGAGGAAGGGAAAACGGCCGAUUCUCUGCCGGGGUCGCCGCCGGACUCCCCGGCAGACUCCGGCCCCGGAUCCCCGCCUGACUCUCCCUUCUCCGCUCCGGGCUCACCCCCCGAUUCAGAUUCCGCUCCCGACACUCCGACGGUGAAGUCGAAGAAAUCCCCCAGGAUCAAGGCUGUUGAGCGAGAACCUAGCUUGGAUUUAGCAUCCAAAACUAAGGAAAACUGUCCUCUGUGCAACGCAGAACUGAACGUAGGGACACCAGAAGCCCCAAACUACAGACUCUGCACCCAGUGUAAGAAGAGUGUGUGCAAUCUGUGCGGCUUCAACCCCAGUCCUAAUUUAGGAGAGAAAGAAUGGGUUUGCCUCAACUGCCAGACGAAAAGAGCCAGUCAGCAAGAUGAAAUGGCUUCCCUGAAAAAGCCAACACCAACUCCAGCUCCCGCUCCCCCUUCCACCCCCACCCCUGCUGCUGUAGAUAGCAAACCCACUGUAUUAGAAGCAGCAGCAGCAGCAGAUCAAACCCCACCCGUUCCCCAAGCCAAGGUGAAAAAGUCGGAGACUCUAGAAGAGCCUGGGAACAGAGAAAGUGUCACCAAGGAAAGCAGUCCUACCAGCCCCUCUGACCUGGCCAAGCUGGAAAGCACAGUCCUGCCUAUUCUUGAGGCGCAAACGAAAGGCAACGAAGAGAAACAAACGGACCCACUGACGGCCAGACGUAAACUAGAGGUGCUGCCCCUUUCUCCCGAAACGCCCUCCUCGGACGAUGACAGAGAUGUGAGCAAAAGUAACGCAAAGAAAAAGCUUCUGGUUCCGCUAGAUGUCAGAAUUGAUUCACUGGAUGAUAGCAGCGAAAGCUUCGGAAAAGAGAGCCCCAUGUCGGGAGAUGAUGAGGAGUUCAUCCGCAAACAGAUCAUAGAAAUGAGCGAGAACGAGGACGCCUCGCCGUCCGAUGAGGGAAACCUAAUUCGGCAAAAGAUCAGACAAGAUGAGAGGAAACGUAUGGAAGACAAAAAAACAGAACCUGUAGUGAGUACCGCAUCAGGAAAAGGCAAGCGGCUAUCCAAGAAGAACUCAAUCAGUCCCAAUGAAGAAGAAGAAGAUAAAGAGCUACAAAACUCUCUAGAGAUCACUCAAAUCAUCAAAGUGGAUCCACCAGAACUCAAAGAAAAAGAGGAUCCUCAAAACGGUACUGCUGUUCGCAAAUUUCAAACCAUAGAGCUGAAUACAGCCAGCAGCACCAUCUGUGUAACUCCGGUCGAUGUAGAACCUGAGAUGGAAAGUCUGACAGACUCACCAGAUGAUCGUUCUAAAGGUGAGGGUUCAUCCAGUUUACAUGCAUCUAGCUUUACACCCGGAACAUCCCCAACAUCUCUGUCCUCGCUUGAUGAAGACAGUGACAGCAGUGGUCCCAGCCAUGUUCGUUCAAGUGAGAGCAAGCAGCACAGGAAAGCCAAACAUAGACAAACUGGACAAAUGCUCCCGACUAUUGAAGAUUCCUCUGAGGAGGAAGAGUUGCGGGAAGAAGAGGAGUUACUCAGGGAACAGGAAAAGCAGCGAGGCGCUGGUAAAAAAGCAAAGCGGGACAAAGAAGAGGUCCGAGGCCAGCGGAGACGUGACCGUUCGAUGACUCCCCCUAGCAACCUUUCACCUAUCGAAGACGCCUCACCGACAGAAGAACUGAGGCAGGAGGCGGAGAUGGAAGAGAUCAGGCGAUCCUCAUGCUCUGAUUUCUCCCCAAGCGUCGAUUCAGAUCCCGAAGGGUAUGAAAUCCACGCUGCAAAGAUUGCAGCCGUGCAGAAAACGUAUCAAUUGCCCACGUCUGCAUCUCUGCACUCUCCAACAGAAGAUAGAAACACUGAUAAAUCGCAGAGAAAACCUCUCCGAUCUGCUGAUGAAGCUUAUGAGGAGAUAAUACUGAAGGCGAAGUCUCCCACAGUUGAGAAUGUUGACUUUCCAGGAAAGGAGGUUCUUUAUGGAGGUAUGCUUAUUGAAGAUUAUGCUUUUGCAUCGGUUAUGGAUAAUUCGACAGAUGAUGUGGGAGAGAUCGAAAAGAUCAGCGUUCCUGCGCUGCCCAAGAAACUAAGGUCACCAGAUGAAGUUUAUGAGGACAUGAUCAAGAAGAGGAAGGAAUUUAUGAAGUUAGAACAGGAAUAUCAAAACAUGCAGGCAAAAAAUGAAAGUACAAACCCAGAAAUUGUGUUGCAACCCGCUAAGAACACCCUUUCCAAAGUCACCACAGUCACUCUGGGAAAAGAUGGGAAGCCAUUGUUGGAUGCUGAAAGUGCUUACAACCAGCUCAUGAAAAAGGUCUUGACUCCUGGAACAAGUCCGACUCAGCAAGACCAAGCAGUGGAACUCACUUCAUCUAAAAGGGCUCUCUACCCUAUUCCAGACCUAAAAGUAACCGAGUGUUCAUCAGGAGAGAUUUCCUCCGAGGACGAGUGUAUCAUUAAAAAGGAGGAUGAAGUCGACAAAUCAGAGACGUCAGCUGUGGAGACUUCAUCUCAUCCAUCAUACACAUUAGACCAGCAACCCCACACACCUAUCACAGCAUCCCAGUCUGACGUUGUCGACCUAUCAAGUGCAAUUUCAACGACAGGUGCUCCUGUAACUGCAAACUUUACUGUCUUGCCUACUGUCCCACAGUAUGCACAUGGCACUCCGAGCAUUGUUUCAACCGCUCCACCUAUCCCCCCUAAGCCAAAUGUCCUGCGUAGGGCUAACUCUCAGGAAAAAGCAGAUGCACCCAUUGAGCCAACACCGCCUCCCCCUACUCCGCAAAAACCGACAGUCUUUCCCAGGAAACCUCCAGUUCCGCUCCCACCUCAGGCUUCAACGACGCCAGUCAGGCCAGAAACAGUAACCACAACUUCUCUUUCUAAACAAUCGAUAACUCCCACAUACAGACCUCAUGUUCCGCCUCCUGUUCCUCCAAAGCCUGUUGUUCUUGCUAGCAUCGGAGAAGGCCACAGACAUGGUGUCAAACCACCAAUUGCUCCAAAACCUUGCUCACAGCCAUCCUCUCCUGCUCAUGGCUCGCAUCCACCAAGACCCACGGUGCUUCCCACAGGAGCCACUGAGAUAGCUUUGAAUCUUAGCCCUUCAUCUGAUAGCAAGCACUUUCAGCCCUCGCCAAAGUCUCCUUCUUCUCCUAGAUAUGCAAGAAACCUGCGUGAUACUUACGUAGUUAUCACGCUCCCUUCUCAGCCGAGCUCGCCAGUGGACAGUAUUUCAACUCAAGCCCCCACUGACACUGACCCAGCAUCUACUGCCCACCAAGCUCAGACCCCAAAUUAUCAACAAACACAGGCUCAACAUUCAUAUCAACACUCAACACCGUCUCGUACAACUCGAGUGCCUCUGGCUUACACCCGAGUGACAGAAUCCAUUGAAAAUCAGGAGAUAUGUGGGCCAGAAAAACACGUGUCAAGUUCUUGUCACAUUAUCGAGGCGGUAUCAGCCUCGGCACAGCCUCCCGUGAUCACGCCAAAUUUAAUCUCUCAAGUAGUUACCACAGAGGUCCAAAGAACCACAGUCUCUGUCGUACAUGAACGGGGACCCCCGCCUGUGCCAGUUCCGCGGGCAACUGGGAUACCCAUCUCAUUGGAGAAACCGAAGACUCAAUUGCCUGUACAGAAUGGACAGGUGGUCCUGCCUUGUGAGGUGGUAGAUCUGAGGACUACAAAGGCCGAUGCAGGGUCAGACAUGAAUGGUGUGGAUCUCUCUGCUGGCCUGGACUCCGGACGACAGUCUUUUGCAGCUGAUGUCAGUCGCCAGAGUAGCGCCGUGCAGUCACCUGUCGUCAACUUGAGUUCUGAAUCCUCGACUGUUUCGAUAGUGACUGACAGCAUCACCAUUGUGACAUGUUCUGCUACAAUCCAGAGUUGUGACAGUUCAGAAACCUCUCAAACAUCUUCAGUCCCCCUCCAGUUAACAAAAAAUAGAGCAUUUGAACCGGUCUCUCAAAUUGUGUACCGGUCAGUGGACUCUCAGUACCCUACUCACUCUGGUGAGGUCCCCAUUAAUCUCACAGUUGGUUCAAGUACAGGGGGUGGAGCAUUCCAAGCAGCGCCCGUAACAAUGGCAGCCUGUUGUGUCGCUGGUUGCGUCGCUAACGGACUAACAACAAGCACCACAUCUGUGGCAGGAGCAGUUGACCUGAGCACGACAAAACCAUUCAAUACCUUGGUAUCCGUGGACGCCAUUUCGACAGAGGUUGUCACAGCCGUCAUCACAGAGGACGACAGCAAGCCGGUGGAUCUGACUGCAGGGAAAAGAGCCGUGUGCUGUGACGUCGUCUACAAGCUCCCGUUUGCGGGAAGCUGCACCUCACAGCAGCCCACCACCCCUCUACCCGAAGACCGUUUCGGAUAUCGCGACGACCAUUACCAGUACGACCGCUCGUCGUAUGGCAUGAGGGGGUUUGGCGGAAUCAAACCAUCGAUGUCGGACACCAACCUGGCAGAAGCCGGCCUGUUUUUUUACAAGAGUAAGAACAGCUACAAUUUCAGUGGCACAACAGAUGGUGCUGUCGAUCUUUCCUCUGCAAAGAUGACAGAUGCAGGUGAAGCAGUCGAUUACUCCAAGAAAGGGGCGUACGUGGGAAUGACAAUCCCUCCUUAUUCCCAAGCCAGAGUGACAAAUGGUGUUGGCACUCUCUUUGGUACAAAUAGUGUACUGCGGUCAUCUAACGGGGUGGUGUAUUCUUCCGUCGCUGCACCAAUUCCAUCUACGUACGCUAUAACAACCCAGCCGGGAUCCAUCUUUUGUACAUCAUACAACAGUCAAUCGAGUAUGCACACCAGUGACACAAUGCCGUCGCUGUCGGACAUUCAGAAUUUGCCACUGACACGAUCCCACAGCUUCCUGUCUACUGUCUCGAUUACGACCGCAGAUGACCAAGGCGACGUACCGCUCAACCUCGAAAUGUCCAAAGAGGAGGCUUCCGGAAAUGCUGUCACCACAGCGACCACCUCUUUGUCUCUCGACUACACGGAUGAAUCCCUCGAGGCGAUAGCCGCAUCUCUGGAGGCUCUUUCCUCACCUAUGCUCCCCGGGGAUGGCCAGUACCACGCCGAGCGAGAGAGGCUCGAAAUGGAAAAACUCAAGCAGCAGCGCCUCGCUGAGGAGCUGGAAUGGGAGCGUCAGGAGAUUCAACGUUUUCGCGAGCAAGAGCAGAUGCUGGUGCAGAAGGAACUGGAGGAGCUUCAGGUCAUGAAGCAGCAAAUCCUGACCCAGCAGGAAGAGGAAAGGCAAGCGCACCUGAUGAUGCAAAAGGAAACCUACGCUCAGCAACAGGAGCAGCUUGAACAAAUUCAAAGACUCCAAGAGCAACUCCGCAUGCAACUCGAAGAGCAAAAGCUUCGUCAGCUGUAUCCAGGCGGGGAGAUGCUCGGCAACGGCAUCCAAGAAGCGAUUGUCUUGGGUCCCGACGGCACCGUGCUGUCACGAAAGAUCACAGACAGUGGUUGCCAAACGGACGAAGAGGACGAGACUGUGAACAAAGCCUACACAGCUGGGAGGAAAAAGAAAAGCGUCAAAAAGAGCGUUGACAGUUGCGUGCAGACGGAUGACGAAGAUCAAGAGGAGUGGGAGGCUCAGAGAAGCCGACAGAGUCGGCCACGGACCUCAAGAGGGGACAGAGGAGGGCAGGCGGACAUGUCUCUACAAGCGCACACGGAGAUUUCGAUACAAACGGAUGCAGACGGAAACAUCAGGAUGGAUACGAGAAUGGAGCUGUCAGACUCUGAAAGAACCUCGCCAAAGAAACGCCCCACGCCCUUGGAGAUCGGCCUAUCUCCCAACCUCAAAGCCGAGUCCUCCGCGCUCCAAGCACCCCUGAAGUCUCCCAACGUGCUCUAUUCCCCCUUAUCGCCCUGCAUUUCCCCAAGCAAAUCACUUGAAUUUGUAUCUUAUGAUAAAUCGCUGGGUGACAAAAGCCCUCAGAAGCUCAGGGGAAGCCCAGAUCCGGGAAGUCCAAGGGGACUAAAGCCCAUGCACAGAUCCUUGUCUGACCCGAAAUCCAUGAGUCCACCUGGGGAAGAAAGAACAACAUCUGGCGCCCAGUAUGGCGAUACUGGGAAAGGCUCGAGUGGAACACCAACUGGCACUCAAAAGAAGGUCAAGAGGACUUUGCCCAAUCCCCCGUCAGAGGACGAGUCCUCAGCCAGUGGCCAGACCACGUACAGCACCGGUUCUGCUCGUCGGAGAAUGUGCCGCAAUUCAAACAUGGCCCGCGCGAAGAUCCUGCAAGACAUCGACCGUGAGCUUGAUUUAGUGGAACGCGAGUCCUCCAAGUUGCGCAAAAGGCAGGCGGAGCUUGACGAGGAGGAGAAGGAGAUCGAUGCCAAGCUGAGAUACUUGGAAAUGGGCAUUAAUCGGAGGAAAGACGCCCUGCUGAAGGAGCGGGAGAAGAGAGAGCGGGCUUAUUUGCAGGGUGUGGCUGAAGACAGAGAUUAUAUGUCGGACAGCGAGGUGAGCAACAUCCGAGAGACCAGAGGUGACCGUGAUGACGGUGAGGAUGAGGAAAUAGAAAGCCACGGUCUGGAGCGUCCCAGGACGGCUCCUCAAUCAGAAUUGGAUGACUUUGUCCCACCUCAAACUAAACAUGAAUAUGGAAAAUACUCCCAGUUCCAAUACCCUCAAAGCCAAUACCAGCAGUCUCUCUAUCAGACCCCCCAGUCCUACCAGUCUCAUUCCAUGUACUCAUCUGUCUCCUCGCUCAGCAGCUCCCAACAGCAAAGUUACCAGCAGAUGCUCCUGUUGCAGCAGAAGGCCGCCAGACAAGCGGCUCUCCUCUCAGAACUGGACGCCACCAAAUACGAUGUCAUCAGCCGCCAGCCCGAUCCCACAUCGUCGCCUUACCUCGGCGUGAAAUACGACAAAUAUGGCAACCACCUCGACCUCAGAGCCUUGGAGGUGGGAAGUAUAGCGGGUGAUUCAUACUACUCGGAAAUUGAUCACCACACGCCUCGGAGUUACCUGCUCCUAGAAGAUGCGGCCGAGCUAGCUAAGAGCUCCUCUGGGCUGUCGUCGUCAUACAGUCUUGCUGAGAGAGAGCUAGCCAAAGCAGAGAAGCUGCUCCACCGUAGUGCUGCCGAUCUAGGAUCCGCUGACUAUCUUGGCUCCACCUCCAGGCUGCAUACGUAUGGCAAAACCCCCGAUGAAGAAGAUCCGAUGGAGGAACCCUACGAACUCAAGCUCUUAAAGCAGCAGCUGAAGCAGGAGUUCAGGAGAAGCACGGGUGGGACAGAAAGCUUAGACCCUCUGACAGGUCUUUCCCAGCACUACUACACCCCGAGUUCGAGCAUCUCCAGCUACUCCCAAAGGCACUAUCCAAAGUCAGACAAGUACAGCAUCAGUCGGCUGACUCUCGAGAAGCAAGCGGCGAAACAACUCCCAGCAUCCAUGUUGUACCAAAAACACAAGACUCCACUACUGGAGCCUAAAAUCUCCUCCAAGUAUUCCUCAAUUACUGAGGGAAGAGGUUUGGACAUGGACUACACAAACUAUUUGGGGUCCACCAGCGGCUCCCCAAGAUCCAGCCGACUCAUGCAGGACGAGAUUACCUUUGGCCUCCGUAAGAAUAUUGCAGAGCAGCAAAAGUACUUGGGGUCCACCUUGGGGGCGAACUUGGCAGGUUCGCUCAAUCUGGGCCAGAGCUUGGGCCUGGACUCCGCCUACCCGAGCGGCAGCCGCUCCAGACCGUCAUCCAGGCCUACAUCUUGCUAUGGCCUAGACCUGUCCAUUAAAAGAGAUCCUUCCAGCUCAUCGUUGAGACUAAAAGGGGACGGCGAAGCCUCCACAGACGGGCCCAGCUUCCAAACGCCCUCCGGUCGGACCAAACCCACCAGCCUCCCUAUCGUGCAAAGCGGGCGUGGGAGGAUCCCCAUCGUAGCCCAGAACUCCGAGGAGGAGAGUCCACUGAGCCCCGUGGGGCAGCCCAUGGGCAUGGCCCGCGCCUCCGCAGGGCCUCUGCCGCCCAUCUCGGCCGACUCCAGGGACCAGUUUGGUUCCUGUCUGUCCCUGCAGGACUCGCAGCAGCAGCAGCAACAGCAGCAGCACAUCAGAGAGGAACCGAGCAGGGGUAGGGCUUAUGUGCUGAUGGAUGACCUUCAGGGCACCAUGUCAGAUAGCGAAGACUGCCUCUGCUUCUUUGCGGCUGCUGAAGCCUACCACCUGAGACGAGAGGACACCGACUGGUUCGACAAACCCAGAGACGGACGCUCGGAGAACGGACACGACAAGAGACAGGGUAAAGGUCCAUACUACCCCUUUCCUCACAUCAGGGUCAAGCUGCACAGGGAUCCCAAAGACCGCAGUGUCUCAGGGAACGGCCUGGGCAUCCGCGUCGUCGGCGGGAAGGAGGUGCCGGACAGUAACGGAGAGAUUGGAGCCUACGUUGCCAAAGUUCUACCCGGCGGAGCUGCGGAACAAACGGGGAAGAUUCUGGAAGGAAUGCAAGUCCUAGAGUGGAACGGCGUUCCCCUGACAGGAAAAACAUACGAAGAGGUGCAAGGGCUCGUCGGCCACUCGUGUAUCGAGGCCGAAUUGUGUCUCAGACUAGAUCUCAACAUGCUGGCAGAAUCCGAAGGUUCCGGGCGCCUGUCCUUCCAGGAGCCAAGUCAAUGCGAAAGGCCUCCCAGGUCCCCGGGCGUGGACCCCAAGCAGCUGGCGGCGGAGCUGCAGAAGGUGUCCCAACAGCAGGCCCCGCCCUCCGCCGCCAGCCUCACGGCGACCACCUCGGCCACCUCUAGCCCCGCCCAGCCCGGCUCGCCGUCUGCCGGCAAGCGGCGGCACGGCAGCAAGGCUGCCGAUGGAAACAAAACCCCGUUACACCCCGUCACUGGUGACAUUCAGCUUCAAAUCCACUACGACAAGCAGCUGGGCAACCUGAUCGUGCACGUGCUGCAGGCGCGGAACCUGGCGCCGCGUAACAACAACGGCUACUCGGACCCCUUCGUCAAGGUCUACCUCCUGCCGGGACGAGGUGCUGAAAACAAGAGGAGGUCCAAGCACGCGGGCAAGAGCCUGAACCCGGAGUGGAACCAGACGGUCAUCUACAAGAACAUCCACCUGGAGCAGUUGCGGAAAAAGACGCUGGAGGUGAGCGUGUGGGAUUACGAGAAGUCUUCUUCAAAUGAUUUCCUCGGAGAGGUCCUUAUCGACCUGUCCAACACGGGCCAGCUGGACAACGUCCCGCGAUGGCUCCCCCUCAAGUCGCAGACGGAGGGGGAGCACCACCGCCGCUCCCACCAGGGCCGACACGGCUCCUCCAAGGUCCCCUCGCAGCACUCGUCCCCUAAAACCGCAGGCUCCGCCCAGGAACAGGACUCCCCCAAAUCUUCGGUGAUCAAAAGCCGAAGCCACGGCAUCUUCCCGGAUCCGGCGAAGGCGCGCGCCGGCUACAGGUCGGGCGAAGCCCCCGUGACGGCGGCUUCGCUGGACAGCGGCCUGAGCGGCAGCGCCUACAGCCUGCUGGACGAGGACGGCGAGAUGAACGAGGUGGACAGUGCCAUCUUCCAGGUGCCCCGAUUUGGGAAGAUUACAAAUGGUACAGAUGGGUUGAAAUCAUCCUUGGGUGAUGCUGACGGCAAGUCGCAGGUGAUGGGCGAGAUAAAGAUUGCGCUGAAGAAGGAAGCGAGGACGGAGGGAGACCACCUGGUCCUGGAGAUUCUGCAGUGUCGCAACAUCACCUACAAGUUCAAGACGGCAGACCACUUGCCCGACCUCUACGUGAAGCUGUACGUGGUCAACAUCGCCACGCAGAAGCGCAUCAUCAAGAAGAAGACGCGCGUGUGCCGCCACGACCGCGAGCCGUCCUUCAACGAGACCUUCCGCUUCUGCAUGAAUCCGGCGGGGCACUCCUUGCAGCUUUUCCUGGUGUCCAACGGAGGCAAGUUCGUGAAGAAGACGCUGAUCGGCGAGGCCUACGUGUGGCUGGACAAGGUGGACCUGCGCAAGCGUGUGGUCAGCUGGCACAAGCUGCUCGCCAGCACCGCGCACAUCCACUCCUAGGGCGGAGCGUACCACGUGGAGACAUGGGCCGGAGGGUGGGGGUGGAGGGGGUUACAAGUUCAAUUCCGACUUGCAGGAAGUGCACCACGCAAGUCAGCAGGUACAAAAAACACUCAUCACCAUCCACGCACUGAAUACAGGGACACACAUGUACAGUCGAUGCUCCUUCACCCCCUUUGAGAGCGUUUGACCAGCGACUCCGUGAGGACUCGUCUUUAUUUUUCUAUUAGCAACAUCGACCUCUGUUGGUUCUUCACGGGAAGUCGUUUGUCGGCGAUAACACUACCUAGCAUUCCACUUCGGGACUUUAGUUUCGCGUGCGCAAACGAGAGUUCUGUUGCGCUUUUGUUUCAGAAUUAUUGAUUUAUAUUUGGUCGGAGAAUUGUGCGAUCUGGUGCCGCGUCCACCUUGUACAGAGCAAAAAUGUCUUCGCUGGAUAGAUACAUAUUUAUAUAAAUAUAGAUAUAAUGGUCUUUAUCACAGACAAUCAAGUCUUGAUGAUUGUGACGUUCAAGUCCACCCCUCCACCCACAAAAAAAAAAAAACUGUCGUGUCUUUUUUUUGUGUGCACUUUUCUUCCUCGAAUGUUAAAGUGACAUAGCAGUAAAAAAAAAAAAAAGAAAAAGUUGAGAUUUAAUUAUUUUAUCCAUAUUCUUGCAUAUCAAACAUAGCGUUCCAGAAAUAUUACGUUUUAUUUUCUAUGCAACCUCAACAAGUAACUGCGGCAAAAGAAGAAUUGAAAUAUGAGAAAUGGGCACAUUUUUGAAUAUAUAUAUUUUUCUUUUUUUUAAUUAAUUUAUUACUUCUAAUGUUAUUUAUAUUUUUUUUAUUUAAUGUAUUUUAUCAUUUGAAAAGUUUUACAUAUUUAAUAUAAUUUUUAGAUUGUCAUAUUUGACUUGCCUAUUUAUGUAUUUAUUGUAAUCUAAUGGUAUUCUAUAUUUCCUUGCGAGAUCAUUUCUUUCGCAGCAAAGACAGAUUAAAUAUAAGACCAAAUUUUAUUUAUCAAUCGCUACUGUAUGUAUUUAUUGCCACACAAUUAUUGAUUCCCAGUGGGGCCAAGUAUUGAUCACUUGUCAACUUUCCAGCAACAAUGGACAGAAUUUCAACAAAUACAUUUCUAAACUUUAACUUGAUUUUCACAGAUAGAAGUUGUCCAUUUAAUAUUUCUUUUUUUUUUUUUUUUUUUUUCCUCCCCCGGUAAUACCAUUUGUUAUGUUUACGGUGCAUAACGCGUGAGUGUGUUUUUUGUACACAACUUUACUGUACGUAGUACUUGUUUACAAAGUUAAGUUCCAAAGGUCCGAAACUCAGAGAAUUUUUUCCCGUUUACAGAGAAUUCCGACGAAAAGGCCAGGCUCUCCGCGUUUUCUCGCUUAAUUUCCAGCAACGACCAAAAAAAAGAGACUUCCCCAUUUUAAGGUCACCGUGAGUGUGCAUCUUUCUUGAUUCAUUUUUUUGGGGCUAUUUUAUUUUAUUUUUUUUAAAUCGAUUCAGCGCAUGUCAUCGAUCUGUCUUUAGGAAUCAUCAACACUCACGCGCACCUUGAAGCGUGUAAAUGCGUCGCCUUUUUUAAAAAAUAACACCGGGCUUUGGGAGCAAUAGGUCUUUUA